AGCAACUCGGACCACUUAGAUUUCGAGUUCGCCUCACAGAGUAGUCUCGCCCGCCCUUUCGGGGGAGAGCAGAUAACCGUGUAAUGGCGACGGGUUUGGUAAGUGAGAAACUUUCGGGCAAGAAAACAAAAGGCUGGCAGUUCUUCGGCAAAGCAGCGGUGUAGCGAGACCGCGGCGAUACGGGCAGAGAGAGCGGAACGAUGGGGCGACGGCGCGCGGACCGAUUGCGAGUGACACCGCGCUGCUGAGGAGAUAUUUGACGGCGACUUGCGUUGUUUUUGUCAGAGUUUUUGUUUUGAUUCGAGCUCUGGGAGACUAGUCUCUGUCCAUCCGUGACGUCUCAGCUUCAUUCAUUGCACCAUCUUGACAGGUCGACAGUGGCCGUGUCCGAACUUGUUGACAUUCCUGCUAAACUGCUUUAUAAAACCGUAAAGCUUUGUGGAUUGUUUAUUCUCCAGUGCGGACUUCCGUUUUUUAUUCACUUUGUUUUGUUGUUUCCAGUCUACUUUUGUUCACAAUAAAUUGAACUUGCCAAAGGCACGCAAAGCUUGUGUGGCUUAUUAAACUUUUGUGACGGGGGGAGGGGGCGACAGGCUAUAUUUUUAGUGUCAGCUCUCAAGGGAGAAAAGAAACAAAAGCAAGAGAAAACUUCUUGGAGGGGCUACAAAUGCAAAUCUACUGAUCUGCGUUUUUAUUCGUUUUUAUUAACAUACGUCAGGUAAAGUGACAUGGAAUAAUAUGGUGUGGGAAGUGAAGAGAAAAUCUGGGCCCAACACUGUGAAAAAACGUCAGCUACUCGUGGAGGAAACCGUUUCAAGAAUGGAUGAUCCUUUUGAGAUGUUAAAGUGCAAAGAAGACCUGCCCUCAUCCCCAGGAUAUGUGUCUAGUGAGAAUCGCAUGGAUUAUGAUGACCUCCCAGAAUUACAGGCUGUACAAGAAGACGCAGGUUCCUCCCCUUUAUAUCAAAUUAGUCCUGGAGUGUCUCAUCAAGAAUGUCCCCGAUCUGUUUGGACACCUCAUACAUCAAGCCUUUUGGAUAGCACUGGAUCCCCAGAUAAUGGCACCAACUGGCUAGCUGAACUAGCAAACAUAGCAACAAGUCCACAAAGUCCAUUAAUGCAGUGCACUUUUUACAACAGAUCUUCUCCAGUUCAUAUAAUUGCCACAAGUAACAGCUUACAUUCCUAUGCUCGACCACCACCAUCCAGUACAGACGGUGAGCCAAACUACUCAAAGAAUCAUUGGAAAGAGCGAUCCAUACAUAAACAUGAGCGGGCAAACAGUGAAUCAGAGUCUGGUAUUUUCUGCAUGUCUUCAUUGUCGGACGAUGAUGACCUGGGAUGGUCCCAUUCCUGGCCAUCCACUGUAUGGCAUUGCUUUUUAAAAGGCUCACGCCUGCGCUUUCACAAAGGCCAUAAUGUUGAGUGGCAGGAUGUUGAAGAUGUUGCAGAUUCUGAAGAUGAGUUUGAGGAAGAGGGAGACUCCCAAAGUCAUUCCCUGAAGAAUUACGGGUCUGAAGGUCUAAAAUUAGUGGCGCAUGAAGAAAGUGUUUCUUUUGGUCAGUCAGUUCUGAAUCUGACAUUUGAUCCAGGCUUACCCGAAUAUGGACUUUUAACAGCAGAGUGCCAGUUGGAUCAUCCUUUUUAUGUUAAAAGCAAAGGUUGGUCUUCCUUCUAUCCAAGCCUGACUGUUGUUCAGCAUGGAAUCCCCUGUUACGAGAUGCAGGUUGGAGACCUAUGCCUACCUCCAGGACAUCCAGAUGCCAUAAACUUUGAUGACUCUGUUGUAUUUGAUACAUUCAGGAGUUACGAUUUUACUCCCCUGGAUUCCUCCGCUGUAUACGUGUUAAGCAGCAUGGCUCGCCAGCGUCGGGCUUCCCUAUCCAGCGGAGGUGCUGUCAGCCCGGACUUUGAACAAUCGAGCAGAGACUUUGUGCCAUCUGGAACAGCCCAGUCUUGUACUUUUUACAGUAAAGCUAACAAAGGUCACAACUCAGGGACAACAACAUCCAACAAGUGCAAAAGACCAAUGAAUGCCUUCAUGUUAUUUGCUAAAAAAUACAGAGUCGAAUAUACACAGAUGUACCCAGGGAAGGACAACAGAGCCAUAAGUGUGAUUCUUGGAGAUCGAUGGAAGAAGAUGAAAAAUGAGGAGAGGCGAAUGUACACGAUGGAAGCUAAAGCCUUAGCAGAAGAGCAGAAGCGUCUCAAUCCAGAUUGCUGGAAAAGGAAAAGGACAAAUUCUGGCUCACAACAGAAUUAGGCGUUUGAGUUUACCUGCCAUUGCAAUCUGAACUGGAUGAACGUGACGACACAGCGACUGCCUUCACAGUCUCCUACGAGGUGUUUUUGUGAAGUUUGUUUUUUUUUUCUCUCCAGCUUCCUGUGAUAAAAAUCACAAAGUUUUGCUUUUAUAGGCAAAUACAAAAAAAAAAAAAAAAAAAAAC
Polypterus senegalus (gray bichir) is the source of this 2446-nucleotide messenger RNA. RefSeq names its product HMG-box transcription factor 1 (gene hbp1). NCBI's taxonomy places the organism in Eukaryota, Metazoa, Chordata, Cladistia, Polypteriformes, Polypteridae. The record is from RefSeq and is a predicted model, not a curated record. Gene Ontology annotation, biological process: regulation of transcription by RNA polymerase II. Gene Ontology annotation, cellular component: nucleus. Gene Ontology annotation, molecular function: RNA binding; RNA polymerase II cis-regulatory region sequence-specific DNA binding; protein binding. The coding region runs from base 739 to 2262 and encodes 507 amino acids. The transcript is spliced from 11 exons.